This is a messenger RNA of Beta vulgaris subsp. vulgaris (sugar beet), 1986 nucleotides long. RefSeq lists its product as uncharacterized. The transcript has 8 exons. The record is from RefSeq and is a predicted model, not a curated record. NCBI's taxonomy places the organism in Eukaryota, Viridiplantae, Streptophyta, Magnoliopsida, Caryophyllales, Amaranthaceae. The coding region runs from base 1 to 1491 and encodes 496 amino acids.
AUGUCUGUUGGUGAUGAUGAUUUGGAAGGGAAUGAGAAUCAUGAUGAAAUGCUUGAUCUACUAAGAGAUCUAUAUCCAGAGUACAAUGAUAUUGGCUAUUCCUUUGAUGCAAGUCAUGCUAAUGAAGAGCCAAAUGAUGAUGCAAAGAGAUUCUAUAAUCUAUUGAAGGAUUUUCAAGAUCCGGUUUAUGAUGGUUGUAAGAGUACACGCAUGUCUACACUCUUAAAACUUCUCCAUAUCAAGACCCUUGGUCGAUGGAGUAAUGAAUCAUUUACCAUGCUCUUGGAAUUCUUGAAGAAGGAGCUUUUGCCAGAAGGAUCAAAAUUGCCAGAUUCUUACUAUGAAUCCAAGAAGAUCUUGAAAGACCUUGGGCUAUCAUAUCAGAAAAUUGAUGCAUGCAUCAAUGAUUGCAUGUUGUAUUGGAGGGAGAACGAGGAAUUAGAUGCCUGUAAAGUUUGUGGCGCUUCUAGAUGGAAAAGUGAUAAACGUAAUGGGGAGAAUAAGUGUAAGACAAAUGGCAAAAGAAUACCCCAAAAAACGAUGCGAUACUUCCCAUUAAAACGAAGGCUGCAAAGAUUAUAUAUGUGCUCAAAGACUGCUUCUUUGAUGACUUGGCAUCGUGACCAUAAAAGUAAAUCUGGUACAAUGAGACAUCCUUGUGAUGGGUCCGCAUGGCAGUCCUUUGACAAAAAUCAUGUUGAUUCUUCUGCAAAGAAGAAGAAAGCUGACAGCGAGAAGAAAAGAGGAAGAAACAAAUGCAAAGAAAUUGCAAAGCUUAAGCCAGGUGAGAAGUUGGAAGUAACUUUUUACAACAAUCGAGCUGUAGGGACUAACCAUGAAGUGUUCGCAAGACACUUGGGAAUAAUUGUGCGAGAUACAAAUAUUGUCCCUGUGAGAGUACAUAAAUGGAACGACAUUGGAGAUAGAGAGAAAGAUCACAUGUGGACAGCUGUGACUGAUGUGUUUACCAAUGAGAAUAUGGAAUCUUACCGUCAGCAUGUUCUUGAUCACAUGAAAGAAUUGUGGACAAAUUGGAGGUCAGACUUGUUAAGAUAUAAUGUUAAGAAUAAGAAGAUCACCUUAAAAGUUGCAUACAACCAUAAGCCACCAAAUGGACUCGACAAGAAUGAGUGGAGGUGGCUUAUAAAGGAGAUCUAUUCAAAGCCUAAUUUCAAGAAAGUAAGUGCAAGGAAUUCUGCAAAUAGAUCUCAUUAUCGGAAAGAACUUGCGCAUCGAACAGGGAGCAAACCUUUUAGGCAGGUCAUUUGGAAGGAUUUGGGUGCAAACAAGGGGCUCGAACCAGAUUUGGUGGAUGUAUACUAUACAACUCGUAAGAAAGGCACAUCUCUACCAAAUGCAGAGACAACACAAAAAUAUGAUGAAAUAAAAACAACAAAGGAGAAAGAACCAUCACUUUCCAAUGUUCAGGUAGCACAAAGGGUGUUUAAAUCUAAGUCGCGAGAUCGAGUUGUGGGAUUUGGCGGGGAAUAAAGCUUAAAGAUAUUAGAGGACCACAACCUAGUCGUGAAGAACUUGAAGUCGAACUGAAUGCUACUAAGAAGCAGAACCAAGUCCUUGCAAGUCGCAUCGAGACAAUGAAUGAUGAAAAUAAUGAACUUAAGGGUCGUGUGGAUUCAGUGGAAGCACAAAUGAAAAAAUUAGAAGAAAUGUUGAUGAAUCGACAUAAUGUCUCUUCCACUCCAGAAAAUUAGUUGGACUAAUCAGGCAUACCAAGAAGAGAAGCAACCAUGGCGUCGCAACCAAUGCUGAGAUUUGAGAACUUUUUAUGUAUUAUCCUUAAUUGCAGAAGUAGUUUAAUAUGAGACACAUCUUCAAAUUUUUAUAUUGUCAAUUAAUGACUUGUACUCAAAUUAGCUAGAUAUGGUGCUGUCUCUACUUAUAUGUUCAUAUAACCUUUUAAAACACAUGAACAAUUGUUGCUUAUCAUUUCUUAAAUAUAUAUAUAUAUAUAGUCGUUUAGCAUUA